AUGUUGAUGUUCCAGGCGGCCUACGAAGUCAGCUCUCGCAAGAGCGGGAGGAACGACAUCAGGACAGACUUCCGAUGGCUCCGCCGGCGUUGCACAGGGUUCAGGCCCACUCAGUCUCAGGAGAGCCUCCAGUGGGGUCGCAAGUAUGGGCCAGGUCGCCUCAGGGAGUUGCAGACUGACAAGGAGGAUCUUCAAGCUCGUCUGGUGAGGGAGUGCUCACAGUUGGAGGCGCGAUUACAGGCCUUGGAAAAGCGACAGUUGGAAGAAAGGCACUCCUGGGUCGAGGAGCGCACACGGAUGGAGGAGCAGUGCCGUGAACAACUUGCGCAGCUGGAGACAUGUGAGGCCGAUUUUGAGACCUUGACGCGGGCGUCCUCGCUCACUGAGACGGCACUGAGCUCGAAGCUGGCGGAAACACAGAGCCUCACGAAGGUCGUCCACGAGCUGCAGCGCCAGGCGCGUGAGGCCAAGGAUGCCUUGGCAGCAGCUGUCAGCAGCAACGACCAUUUGAAGGAGCAGUUGCAUGAACAACAAGCUCGCUUGGAGGAGAAGAGCGGCCAAGAUCUGCAGGAGUGCCAAGAACCCUUUGAGGAGCGUUUGGUGGAGGUGAAACGACAGGCUGAGGCGGAAGUGGCACUCACCAACAAACAGAUUGAGGCCAUGGACGGCGAGGUGCAAGAAUGUGACCAGGAGCUCGUCAGACUUCUGACUGAGCAGGAGGCGUUGAUGGAUGAGGUGAAGCACCUGGCCGGGGACGCUUCCUUCUGGAGGUCCUCUUGGGAUGCUGAGAAUGCGAACCGAGAGGCCCUCGAGAAUGAGAUGAAUGCUGCGAAGCACCAUUUCAAUGGCGAGUUGCUGACGUUGGAGACCGACUGCGAGCGCAUCGCGGUGAACAACGAGGAUUUGGAGCAGGAGAUUCGAGAUCUCUCAGGCGAAGCGCAGCAGAAGCGCCGGCUCAUGGUGAGUCGCGAAGGCGAGAGCAGCGCCCGGCAGGCGGCUGCCGAGGCACACCUCAAAGAGUCCCAGGAGUUGCUGGGCUUUUGCCAGCAGCGCUUGCGGGACGCGGCGGAGCAGCGGGCCCGCGCCACGGCGGACGCCGAAGGGCGGCAGAAAGCGCAGGAGGUGAUUUCGGUCUUGGAGCGGAACUUGGCGACUCAGGUGCAAGCGCGCUUCACCAUGCGAGAGCGCUAUGGCACCAUGCUGGAGAAUGAGCGGCAACUGCAUGAGCAGGCCACGCAGACUGUGACUAGAGACCAAUAA
Durusdinium trenchii is the source of this 1260-nucleotide messenger RNA. NCBI's taxonomy places the organism in Eukaryota, Dinophyceae, Suessiales, Symbiodiniaceae. The record is from the annotation of a GenBank genome assembly.